AUGAAUGGGAAUCAGGUCGAAGAUACUUCUGAAGAUGAUCUUGUUGAGGCAGUAAAGGCUUUCAAUUCAGUUGAAAAAGACGCGAAUGGUGCCUACCGGGUUUUCAGAAAGCAGGUACUGGCCUUGAAGCUUCGGGCAUUAGAGGCUAAUGCCGGAAACUAUUGUGCUGGGAAAAGUAUUAAGCGCGAUUCACGCGUAAUAGUUUACGUUUCGGAGAAGUGCUGGUCGAAUCUUCCUUCUACAGCACAAAAAUCAAAGACAACAAAUCUCGCACGCUGGCGUGGUCAUGGAGAAAAAUGGCUUUCACUGGUAGAACCUUCAAUACCUAUGUCUUUCCGCCAUAUCCCAAGUGACCAUCGGUGCUUUGGCGACUUUGAACGACGACGUCGGCAGACUCCAGAAUUCGAUGCUGUUAUCAGCACGUUACAGGCCGUGUGUAUCAUUCCUGACUUGAGGAAACUAUGGUGUCGUCAAUUGAUCCGGAAGCGUGUAGAGUCUGAGCAUCAUCCAGGGCGCUGUUUUUGCAAGAAUACUGACUGUCCGGAGACUGAAUCUAUAGGGCCCCAACAGUCUGAUCCUGCCAUGACAACCAAUGCUGAGGACUUAGCCGCGCAAUCCAGCCAUGUUAGCAUCACAUUCAUGCCCACUGGGGGGCAGAUGCGGCGUCCCUCGAACAGGUCACAUCAUUCUUUUAUGCGUCAAAGGCACAUUCGAUCCGCACUGGCAGGAUCCAAGCGCCCGCGUACCCUUUCUGAUGAUGAUGAGGAGGAGGAACGCGGUCCCUCUCCCAUUGUUGGUGGUGUGAGCAUUUCGCUUGCCAAUAAUAACGGUCGGCCUUUGGUCUCGAACAUUCCAAUGCCAUCAGCUGAAAUGCUGACAUCUCACGUUCCGCCAUCACACGUCGAUCCUUGUGGGGCUCUUGCUCAGCAAGACUCAUGUAUUGAGUCCAUGCGACGAGCAGAGUUCUUUGACCUUAUGCGGCAAACGAACACAGCAGACUCUUUAUCACAGAUGAACCUCGAUCUUUCACGGCAAACGAACACAGCAGACUCUUUACCGCCGGUGGACUUCGAUCUUUCGCAGCAGAUGAACAUGUCAGACUCUUUGCAGCAUGAGUUUGAUCUUAUGCAGCAAUCAAUGCUGAUGCAGUAGACAGAUAAUGAAAUUUCAUUGACUCAGGAGCCAGUUAAUAUUAUUAUGUACAAGGAAUGGACUGAUCAUAAGGCGCAUAAACAAGCCAAAACAUCCCGUAAAACAUUAUUCAACAUCCAGUAUAAUGAAUGGCCCCAGUUUACCGUCUGUCGGGAUCUCAAGAUUGCACCGCCCGUAAACAUCAUAACAUGACCUUAGCUCCACAGAUGUUUCAUUAAUCUUCACAUCUCCGCGCACAUAGAAGGGUAUGAGCAUCAUGUAUGGUUUUCCAACAGUGUGUAUUCCCGGGAAAAAGACCGUAACAUUACGCCUGCAUUUUUUUGACUUUCUCGGCCUAUAUUUGCU
Blastomyces dermatitidis ER-3 is the source of this 1497-nucleotide messenger RNA. RefSeq lists its product as uncharacterized. The transcript is spliced from 2 exons. NCBI's taxonomy places the organism in Eukaryota, Fungi, Ascomycota, Eurotiomycetes, Onygenales, Ajellomycetaceae. The record is from RefSeq and is a predicted model, not a curated record. The coding region runs from base 1 to 1152 and encodes 383 amino acids.